Molecule: messenger RNA, 2768 nt
Organism: Dermacentor silvarum
Lineage: Eukaryota; Metazoa; Arthropoda; Arachnida; Ixodida; Ixodidae
Product: epoxide hydrolase 1
Exons: 10
Coding region: 239-2119 (626 amino acids)
Biological process (GO): epoxide metabolic process
Molecular function (GO): epoxide hydrolase activity
Source: RefSeq, a predicted model, not a curated record
GCGCUCUCGGGGCAGCGCGGUUCAAAUGCACAUCGCAGCUGCCGCUAGUUCACUGCUGUAACAGCCCAAGGAAAGUGCGCCUAUCGGAGGCGGCGGGGAAGGCGUGCGCAUUUCCUGUAAUCGCAGCGAAGACAGGUUGCCUUCGCCCUCUCCACUGCGACACAAGGACACAGCGGACGCCUCGCGUGGUCGACAGCACGUUUUGUUCCUCCACGCUGGGCCAACGCCACUUCGAACGAUGUGCUCGUGCGGUCGGCUGUUCGGCUGCUCGCUGGUGUUCUGCAUUGUGGCUGCAGUGCUGGUCGGCUUCCUGAACCAGCCGCCCGAUCCGUUUAAGGUCAACUCGACGGGCUACUGGGGAACUGCCAGCAUCAAGAACGUGCGCGCUGCCCCGCAGGAUGACCCAGCUAUUUCCAAGUUCUCGGUGCACGCUCCCGAGGAAGCGCUGCUGGACCUGAAGCGUCGGCUCGCGUCGACAAAGCUGGCCGAGCCCCUUCAUGACAGCGGCUUCGAGUACGGCUUCAACGCACACGAGCUUCGCCGAGUGGUGGACCACUGGAAGGACCGUUUCGACUGGCGCCUGCAGGAGCGCCUCCUCAACGCCUACGAGCACUACCACACAACUAUCGAGGGCAUCCGCGUCCAUUUUAUGUACGCUAGGGCCAAGGCUGAGCCAAGGACCAAGGUAUACACAUUGCUGAUGAUUCAUGGCUGGCCCGGAUCGGUGGUCGAGUUCUUGAAGAUUGCCAAGCAGCUGGCGACUCCCAAGCAGGGAGUCGCGUUCGAGGUCAUCUGCCCCUCCAUCCCAGGAUACGGGUUCUCCGAGGCACCGCACAGGAAAGGUUUCAAUGGUCUUGAGGCAGCCCGGGUGUUCGUAAAACUUAUGGACCGUCUGGGACGGAAGAAGUUCUACGUGCAGGGAGGGGAUUGGGGAGCGAUGAUUGCGAAGCUCAUGGCCACCUACUAUCCUGACAGAGUGCUGGGUGCGCACAUGAACAUGAUGGAUGUGGAGUUCAGCCCGCUGGUGAUGCUCAAAUUGCUGGUCGGCUCCUACUUCCCGUCGCUGGUGCUGCGCGACGGCGAACAGCUGGUGGCCGCCUCUGCGCUUCCCCUCUGGCCCAAGGUGAUGCAGCUGCUGCGAGAGAGCGGCUACAUGCACCUGCACGCCACCAAGCCCGACACCGUCGGUCUGGCUCUGCUCAACACCCCGGCCGGUCUGGCCGCCUACAUCUUGGAGAAGUUCUCUACGUGGACACUCGGCACGAACGUGGACCGCAAAGACGGCGGACUCACCGACAAGUACACGUACGACGAACUGCUGUCCAACGUGAUGCUCUACUGGCUCACCGACAGCAUUGGGUCCAGCGCGCGCUUCUACAAGGAGAACUUCGCCGGUGGUAUGACCCGGCCCACUAGGGUGCCUGUGACUGUGCCCACGGGAUUCUCGGUGUUCCCUGAGGACCUGGUGGCCCUUCCCAAGUCAUUCAUCGGCCACGCAUACCACGACGUUGUCACCUUUGUGCAGCACUCGAACGGUGGCCACUUCGCCGCCUUCGAGGAACCCGAGCUGCUCGAGAAAGACGUGCGGCAGUUUGUGGCUGCAGUGGAGGCGCGCAAUGCCUCGACUCCUGGCCCUUUCCCUGCUUUCACUUUCGUGGAUAUCGGGCCACAGCUGUACCGCGCCACGGUGACUUUCGGCCCGAGCAGCCCCGCCGGAGGACAACGCUUCGAGCCGACGCCGGUUGAGGCGAGCCAAGCCAAGGCUGCCGCGCCGCCUCCCAGCCCGCCUCCCGUGCGUCGUGAGCCGGAGAGGAAACCGGUCUCCAAUCCCGUUGAGAGCAAGUCUCCACCACCUGCUGUGAAGGAGGAAGCGAAAGCAGUGGCGAAGGAAGCGGAAUCUAAGCAGCAACAGCAACAGCCACCACCUACAGGGAAGCAAACGACAGCUACCAAGCCUUCCCAGCAGGCGAAGAAAGCGAAUGCAGCUCCUGCAGCGGCCAAGCCGAGCCCUCCGCCUCCUCCAGUGCAGCAAGCCAAGCCUGCGCCGCCUAGUGGACAGAAGAGUGCAGAGCCCAACACGAGGCCUCCGCCGGCUGAACGGAAGCCGCAAAAGGCGUGAUAAAACUACUCAAUGCGCUCCAUUGUCACCUUAGGCACGAAAACUCCUCAGUGGGUCACAGUGUGCCAGACCAAACGUGCAGAGCAUAAUCAAGCUGCUUCAGUUAGAGAUUCGUUUUUUAUCUUUUACCAUCUUCCAGUCGCUAGGAUCCACAAUGUUUCCUGACGCUUAAUCACUGCGCAUUAAAGGGACGCUAAAGGCUUCAGCUUGUUUAGCUAAAUUGUCAAGAUAGGCUUGUUUGGUAAAUUAUGCUUUAGAAGUACUGGAGAUGUCACUCUACCGUGAGCCGAGGCUUCUAGGACAGAAGAGAUGGUAACAACGGGCGAUCACAGCACCUUGCACUUUCCACACGUGACAUCAUGGACUUUCACAGCAUCUGCUGUGGGCCGAUGGCAUCGUGUUAGGAUUACAUCGCAUGUAUUGAACAGGAACCAAUCAGUCAACAAGUUUCGGCAACUUUUUAUGGGCGCCAAUGUCCCAACACCAUCGAAUACUCUCGAAACCACAGUGUAACACUGACGUGAGGCAUUGCGGUUUGUGCAUGCACUAAUAUAAAAAAAGGAAGCGUGUGCUUUCUAUCUUCCAUAUGUAAUAAACAUUUUGCUACGAAGUAUUUAAAAAGGCAGAAAGAAUAAAUCACCGUUCUAAA